This is a messenger RNA of Aureobasidium uvarum, 519 nucleotides long. NCBI's taxonomy places the organism in Eukaryota, Fungi, Ascomycota, Dothideomycetes, Dothideales, Saccotheciaceae. The record is from the annotation of a GenBank genome assembly.
AUGUCGUCAAAUGACCCACCACCGAGCUACAAUGGCACCACUGCUGUGUCCGAGAAGCCAAUCAUUGUGUGCGAGAAGCCCAAAACAUCAACCUCUUACCAUCUCACCCUACAGAGGUCCAAGAGAACCAUCGCUCUUCCCAGCGGCCGUUACGCAUGCUCAGGCACGAUCGAAGAAAUGGACGUCGCCAUCACCAUCUCGGACAACGACACCUGGCUCAAGAUCCGCGAAGAGAUCUGGCGCCUGUACCAGCAAGUGUAUCCUGCUUAUAUGGGUGCUGCCGACAUUACAGAUUACUGCAUGGGCGCCUCCAUGCAAUACACUGCUCUUGAAGGAGAUGUGUUUGGCCGCGUUCAGGCGAUCGAGGCAAAGGAUGAUGCUCUUUGGGUGUUUCUGAAGCGCGACGAUAUCAGUAUCAUCAACAUCAUCGCAUACUGUUCGCCACGCGAGGGGAAGCGCCUGGAAAGAUCAGAAACUCGAAUGUUUACGAGUUCGCCUCGUUUGCUGACCACCAUCUAA